Coniosporium apollinis CBS 100218 is the source of this 570-nucleotide messenger RNA. RefSeq lists its product as uncharacterized. The record is from RefSeq and is a predicted model, not a curated record. The coding region runs from base 1 to 570 and encodes 189 amino acids. The transcript has a single exon. Lineage: Eukaryota; Fungi; Ascomycota; Dothideomycetes. Gene Ontology annotation, cellular component: nucleus.
AUGCCCUCCCUGACCAAAGUUCAAAAAUCCAUCACCAAAAAGCGCUCCCACGCCUCCAAGCCCUCCGCGCUCCACGCCAAAUCCCGCGACGCGCACCGCCUCCAACGCGCCUCAGACCGGGACGCCCGGCUCUCCCGCCUCGCCCACGCGCGCUCAAAGCAGCACGCCCCCCUCGUCGCCCGCAUAAACUUCUUCCGCACGCUCAUCAUCUCAUCCACCGACCCGACCGUUCCCCACACGCCAGGAGCCCCGCUAGACGUAUCCUCAACGCAGGCCCUUAUCACGCGCUUCCUCUCGCGGCACGAUGCCGAGACCGCGGAGCUGAAGGCUUCGCGGCGGCCCGGGAGGGCAGGGAGCGCGAGGGAGGAGGCAUUGAGAGGGGAGCGGGAGCGGGAGGAGAGGGAGUACGAGAGUGGGUUCUGGGUGCCGGAUUUGGGCGAUGCAGAGAAUAUCGUCAUGUUGGCGGCCUGGACGGGGGAUUGGGUGGGAUUGAACAGAGUUAAGUUUGUUAGGGUCAAAAGGGACGGAGGCGUUGCGGCGAGUAGUUUUCCGCCGAAGGGCUUGUCGUGA